Lolium rigidum is the source of this 3408-nucleotide messenger RNA. RefSeq names its product putative disease resistance RPP13-like protein 3. The record is from RefSeq and is a predicted model, not a curated record. NCBI's taxonomy places the organism in Eukaryota, Viridiplantae, Streptophyta, Magnoliopsida, Poales, Poaceae. The transcript is spliced from 5 exons. Gene Ontology annotation, biological process: defense response to other organism. Gene Ontology annotation, molecular function: ADP binding. Bases 1 to 3408 code for a protein of 1135 amino acids.
AUGGAGGUGACUGCGCUGAGCAUUGGCAAGUCCGUGCUGAAUGGAGCACUGAGCUACGCCAAAUCCGCCGUGGCGGAAGAGGUGGCUUUGCAACUUGGAGUCCGGCGUGACCAGGUCUUCAUCACCAACGAGCUAGAAAUGAUGCAAGCUUUCCUAAUGUCUGCCCACGACGAAAGAGAUGACAACAGCAGGGUGGUGAAGGUAUGGGUGAAGCAAGUUCGUGAUGUGGCGUACGAUGUCGAGGACACCCUCCAGGAAUUUGCCAUCCGUUUGGAGAAGAAGUCCUGGUGGCGUAUCCGUCGCACGCUUCUAGAUCAACGCCGUGUGGCCAAGCAGAUGAAGGAGCUUAGAGCCAAUGUUGAGGAUGUUAGCCAGAGGAACAUGCGCUACAACCUCAUCAAGGGUUCUGGCUCGAAGGCCAGCAUGGCUGCUGAUCAGUCUAGCAUUACUUCUGCUGCACUGUUCGGCAUUGAUGAAGCAAGGCGCGCCGCAAAGGUGGACAAAUCAAAAGUGGAUCUUGUCCAACUGAUCAAUGAGAAGGAGAAUGACCUUAGGGUGAUCUCUGUCUGGGGAACAACUGUUGAUCUUGGUCAGACAUCCAUCAUCAGGAGAGUCUAUGAGAGUCUUGAUAUCAAAGGCAAGUUUUCAUGCCGAGCUUGGGUCAGGCUGAUGAAUCCUUUUAAUCCAAAAGACUUUGUUCAGAGUUUAGUGGAGCAGUUUCACGCAGACAUAGGGGUUAAUGUUCUGUUGGAAAUGGACAAGACAUCACAAGAGUUAAUUGAGGUGUUCAAUGAAUAUGUCAACAAGAGAAGGUACAUGAUUGUGCUUAAUGACCUAUCUACCAUUGAGCAGUGGGAUCGGGUUAAGAAAUGCUUCCCAAACAACAAGAUGGGAAGCAGAAUCAUAGUGUCCACAGCGCAAGUUGAAAUUGCAAGCUUAUGCGUCGGACAAGAAAGCAUAGUAUCAGAGCUCAGGCAAUUGUCUGCCGAUCAGAAUAUUUAUGCUUUCCACGAAAAGACAGAGUCAAGCUCAAACAGAUCUACUACCAGAAAUGAUCAGAAGGGUACAGUGUCCAACAGUGCUGAUGGUAAGGAGGUAGCCAAGAAGAGCCUCACUCGCAUCAGGACGAUGGCGAGUGCUCUGGAUGAAUUUUAUGCUGUUGGGCGAGAGAAAGAAAAAUAUGAGAUAAUCAAAUUAGUUGCAAGUGAAGAAACUGCUCAAUUCCAGGUGAUCUCGAUGUGGGGAAUGGGUGGUCUGGGAAAAACCACUCUAGUCAAAGAUAUCUACCACAACAAGCUCAGUUACAUGUUUGAGAAGCAUGCAUGUGUAACAGUCAUGCGCCCUUUCUGUCUGGUGGAGCUCCUUCGAAGCUUAGUUACACAACUGGAAACUUCUGAAAAGAAGGAAGCCGUGGGUCUGAUGGGCAGUACAAAGAAUGCAUUGCUUUUGAUGCCACUUGCAGGGUUGAUCAAGGAAUUGGCAAGGAUUGUAAAAAGGAAGAGGUGUUUGAUUGUUCUUGAUGAUGUAUUAUCUACUGCAGAAUGGGAAAUGAUAAUACCAGUUUUGCGUGAAAUGGAGAAUACAAGCCGGAUCAUAGUCACCACAAGGGAAGAGGCUAUUGCUAAACGUUGUUCAGAGAAAAAUGAAAAUAUAUACAAGCUCAAAGGUCUAGAAUACAAGGAUGCACGUGACCUCUUUGCUAAGAAGGAGACUACUGAUUUGGAUAAGCAGUACCCGGAGCUGGUUGAACAAGCAGAACUAAUCCUGAGGAAGUGCAACCGACUCCCCCUUGCAAUAUCUUGCUUCCUGUAUAUGCCAAUAUUUCCUGAGGACUACACGGUGGGGCGGGGACGCUUGGUGCGGCGGUGGACCGCGGAGGGUUACCCGAGGGAGGUUCGAGGCAAGUCUGUGGAGGAAAUAUCAGAUUGUUAUUUCAUGGAACUUAUAAGCAGGAGCAUAAUCCUUCCAUCUCAUGGAUCAUUCCAUAGUACAAAAGGGAUUGAUUCCUGCCAAGUUCAUGAUCUCAUACGUGAAAUCGGCAUCUCAAAAUCGACCGAAGAAAAUCUUGUUUUUACACUGGAGGAAGGUUGCAGCCCAAACAACAGAGCCACGAUGCGCCACCUUGCUAUAAACGGCAAUUGGAAAGGAAACCGGAGUGAUUUCGAGAGCAUUGUGGACAUGUCCCAUGUUCGAUCAGUAACAGUUUUUGGUAAGUUUAAGUCAUUUUUUAUUUCUGACAAGAUGAGGCUGCUGCGAGUCCUGGACUUGGAAGACACGUCAGGUCUAGGUAAUCGUCACCUCAAACACAUAGGGAAGUUUCUUCACAUGAGAUACCUUUCUCUAAGAGGAUGUGUUGAGUUUUAUCACCUGCCAGAUUCAUUGGGUAAAUUGAGAGAACUGCUUACACUAGAUGUCAGAGGUACAAACAUAAUCAAGCUGCCGAGGAGUAUCAUCAAUCUUCAGAAGCUAAGGUAUAUUCGUUCUGGUAAUACGGCGAUUGAUGAGAAUGUCUCAUAUGAAGAUUAUGUAGAUGAGUUUCCAAGGGUACUGCAGAACCGGCCAUGCCUUCUGUUUUUCAUGAUGACGUUGUCUUGUAUACUAUGGUGUACAUCCGAGUCUGAGAAUUCUGAUGAGGUCGACUUGAGCCGCCGUGAUGUUUGCACCAACUUUUUCUGCACUCUACUCCCACUUAUCGCACUGCGCCUGGACAAGUAUGGUGUUCUAGUGCCAAGAGGGAUGAGGAAGCUGAAAGCCCUGCAAACGCUUGGUGUUGUGAACAUCGGGCGACAUGGGAAAGCUGUUCUAAAUGAAAUAAAAGGGCUCAUCCAGCUCCGCAAGUUGGGAGUGACCGGCAUCAAUAAGGAAAACGGACAAGAUUUGUGUUCAGCGAUUGUUGCUUUGAGCCGCCUCGAGUCAUUGUCAAUCCGGUCAGAGGGGGAGCCAGGUUUAUCUGGCUGCUUAGAUGGAAAGUUCAUAUUUCCAGAAAACCUGCAGAGGCUGAAGUUGUACGGCAACCUGGUAAAAUUUCCAGAAUGGAUCGAGGGGCUCAACAAUUUGGUGAAACUAAAGCUACGGAACUGCAGGAUAUCAAAGGACAGUGGCGCCAUAAAAGUCCUAGGGGAUCUGCCAAAUCUGGCAUUCCUGCAUCUGUUGGAGAAACUAGUGUUCCUGGAGCUAAAUUUCUACCUAUGGCUGAGGUCGGUGGAGUUUGAACAAGGUGCAACCCCGAAGCUUGAGGUGCUCAAGGUUUGUGAUGCAUCAUACAUCAGAAGUGGGUUGCUUUGUGGACUACCAUUUCUCUCAAGCCUCAAGGAAGUUGUGCUUCAUCACUCCGGUGGCUCAGAUCCUGCAUGCCUGCAGGCUGAGCUUGCCUUGAAUCCAAAUCGACCAGUCAUGAAGAGGGUUUGA